AUGCAAGUGAAAAACUGCAUUGAGAACGUGAACCGUGAUGGAAGCUUCUCAUGCCACCGAACCUCUACAGGCAAGAGGGGUCCAACUGACACAUAUGGAUGUACACGAUUUCAGCCAGAGCUACCCCCAGAAGAAAGUGAUCACACUGUGGAGCAGCACCGCCAGAGACUGGAGGAGAUCUACAGGCAGGAGGGUGCAGGUGGAGCAGAAAGAGCAGAAGUUAAAAAUCUAAUGAAGCUCACAUUCUCUCUACAACGCUGCCAUAUAAAUACAAUUCCACCACCUGACAUUGAAGAUGUGAAAAGCAAAUGGCCUUUUCUUUUCAUGCCAAGGUAUAUAUACGCACAUUUUGAGUUGCUCACAGACAUCAAUGUGCUUCGUAGCUUGGAACUCAGUAUGGAGAAAUGUGGAAGAGCCAUCACAGAAUACUUCAGGGGAAAACCUACCAACAAAGAUGUCAAGGAUAUCCUCUCUAAUGGUGAAGAUAAUGAGAUAGCACUUCGUGUUGUUCAGCUGCUCAUGGCACACUUUGGAGAGGACCUAACCGGGCUGAUCCUUCUUACAGAUGUGUCUGCCACUGCAGCUGACGUUGAGACAACUCUCAGUCUUCCUGCAAGUCCUCGCCUGAUACUGCCUGGUAUACAUUUCAUUUAG
This is a messenger RNA of Monopterus albus (swamp eel), 654 nucleotides long. RefSeq lists its product as uncharacterized. Lineage: Eukaryota; Metazoa; Chordata; Actinopteri; Synbranchiformes; Synbranchidae. The transcript has 2 exons. The record is from RefSeq and is a predicted model, not a curated record. Bases 1 to 654 code for a protein of 217 amino acids.